AUGACUAGAUACAGGAACAAGAGGAAUUGUAAGAUGACUAGAUACAGGAACAAGAGGAAUCGUAAGAUGACCAGAUACAGGAACAAGAGGAAUCGUAAGGUGGCUAGAUACAGGAACAAGAGGAAUCAUAAGAUGACUAGAUACAGGAACAAGAGGGAUCGUAAGGUGACUAGAUACAGGAACAAGAGAAAUCGUAAGAUGACUAUAUGCAGGAACAAGAGGAAUCGUGAGGUGACUAGAUACAGGAACAACAGAAAUCGUAAGAUGACUAGAUACAGGAACAAAAGGAAUCGUAAGAUGACUAGAUACAGGAGCAAGAGGAAUCAUAAGAUGACUAGAUACAGGAACAAGAGGAAUUGUAAGAUGACUAGAUACAGGAACAAGAGGAAUCGUAAUGGGACUAGAUACAGGAACAAGAGGAAUCGUAAGGUGUCUAGAUAG
Messenger RNA from Mizuhopecten yessoensis (Yesso scallop), 441 nucleotides. RefSeq names its product translation initiation factor IF-2-like. Bases 1 to 441 code for a protein of 146 amino acids. The record is from RefSeq and is a predicted model, not a curated record. The transcript has a single exon. Lineage: Eukaryota; Metazoa; Mollusca; Bivalvia; Pectinida; Pectinidae.